Messenger RNA from Vicia villosa (hairy vetch), 552 nucleotides. RefSeq lists its product as uncharacterized. NCBI's taxonomy places the organism in Eukaryota, Viridiplantae, Streptophyta, Magnoliopsida, Fabales, Fabaceae. The record is from RefSeq and is a predicted model, not a curated record. The transcript has a single exon. The coding region runs from base 1 to 552 and encodes 183 amino acids.
AUGGUAGCUGCCCAAAAGUUUAACAUGAAGCAGAUUUAUGAUGUCUUGAUAGAAGAGAGUCCCAAGGUGUCGUGGAGAUAUUUGUUGCAUAGGAACUUGGCAAGACCGAGGGCCCUGUUCACUACUUGGAUGUUGUGUCAUGGGAGACUCCCCACUAAAGACCGACUCACUAAGCUGGGAUUUAUUCAGGAUACUGUUUGUAGUAUUUGUCAAAAUGAUGCUGAAACCACUGCUCAUCUGUUUUUCAAUUGCAGGAGGUUGAAGGAGAUUUGGCAAGCUAUUCUUGAUUGGAUAGAAGUUACUCAUACUCCACAAGAGCUGACGAGAGAAUUACAUUGGUUACUUCAAUCCAUCAGCAAGAAGGGAUGGAAAGCUAAGAUCCUGAAACUUGCUUUUUCGGAAACGAUCUAUAGUCUUUGGCAAUUGCGGAACGCUACUGUUUUCGACUCCUCCUACAAGGAAAACACUAUCAACUCUAUUGUUAAUAGUAUUACCUAUAGAGGAUGGAAGGAUAAGAGCAUUAGAAAACACCUAGCAAGAUUGAUGAUGUAG